This is a messenger RNA of Fusarium subglutinans, 2232 nucleotides long. Its product is annotated as guanine nucleotide exchange factor synembryn. Gene Ontology annotation, molecular function: G-protein alpha-subunit binding; guanyl-nucleotide exchange factor activity. NCBI's taxonomy places the organism in Eukaryota, Fungi, Ascomycota, Sordariomycetes, Hypocreales, Nectriaceae. Gene Ontology annotation, cellular component: cytoplasm. Gene Ontology annotation, biological process: G protein-coupled receptor signaling pathway. The record is from RefSeq and is a predicted model, not a curated record. Bases 1 to 2232 code for a protein of 743 amino acids. The transcript is spliced from 6 exons.
AUGGCCUCUCAGCAACCUUUUGGUAUACCCACAGGUGCUCAGAAGCUCAAAAAUGUCACGGAACUGGUCGAAGCCCUCACCGCAGAUCUCGAAGAAGAUCAGUUUCUUCCAGAUGGCCGCACUACGGCUCUAGAACAGCUUAAACUCUACAGUCGAGACCCCAGGAAUGCCGAACCUCUCUACUCGGAAGCAGGCUUCACUAUGCUUCUCCGCCAUGCCUAUGACAAACCAUCUACCAAAUCAGCUCAGGCUGCACUCAAGGUCAUAGCUAAUUUGAUGCUUCUCGUCCCUCCUACGCGGCAUAUGUUUGUCGACAAGGGUUUUGCUCCCAAAGCCAUCAAAGAACUAGACACUGGAAAUUAUGAUGAUGAAUUUCUCAACUCUCGUAUCUUAUUCCUUACCACAUAUGAAACAAAGAUCGACCUGAAGGAGCUCCUCGAUAAAGAGAAACUGGCCGAUCGCAUUAUCAACAACCUAGCAAAGCAUGCAAAGGAAAUGGAUACCAAGGCCAAGGCCAAGGCUGACCCCAUGCAAGACAUGGCGCUCACCGAAACCGUAAAGCUCUUGUUCAACGUUACACACUGGUGUAACGAGAAAGCCUCACUUUUCAAUCCUGCAGUCCCUCAUCUGAUUGCUGUACUGUUCAAGACUGAAGUUUCCCAAACGAAGCCGCUUGACCCUCCAGUCGGAUUCAUCAUCAACGGUUUCCUCAAUCUUGACUUGAGUACCCCAGAGAGCCAGGAGGCUCUUCACCCCAAGAGCGAUCCCGAGAGGGUAGUAUCUAGGGUGAUCGACAUCCUAGAUGUCUCCAUUCGAACCAUUCCCGACGAGCAGAAGGAUCCUUCCGUUGUGCCAGUCCUUGGCCUCGUAAGAUCGAUAUACGAACAUGCGCCUGAUUCUACCAAAGUGUUCAUUCGUGAAAAGCUCUUGCCGACGGAAGAAGAGAGAAAUGAAGUUAUCGGCAAAGGUCACAGCUUACCGGCCAAACUACUUCAAAACAGCAAUAACCCCAUGGCCCCGUCAUUGCGCAAUCUGAUCCAACAUGUGCUCUUCGAGCUGUCUGAUAAGGAUGCCUCUAAGUUUGUCGAGAACGUGGGUUAUGGCUUUGCAUCUGGCUUUCUUUUCCAAAACAACAUCCCGAUUCCGGCCUCGGUUGCAGAGGCUCACGGCACUGGUGAUGCGGCUAAGGCGCAGAAGCCAGUCAACCCAAUCACUGGCCAAUUUGUUGAUGCUGAAAAGCCAGUUGGCGAGCCUGAGAUGACGGAGGAGGAGAAGGAACGAGAGGCCGAAAGACUCUUUGUAUUGUUUGAACGAUUGAAAAAGACAGGCAUCAUUGACGUUCAAAACCCGGUGGAGGCCGCCGUGAGGGAGGGUCGUUUCAGAGAACUCAAAGAUGAUGAGUCAAAGUCAGCGUCGCCCAACACCACCCGCAACACAAUUUUCCUACAACGAGCAUACUCACACAAGGACCUGAGUUUUAAAGAAGACCCCAUUGUCGUGAAGGCAAAUCUUUUCACUUCUCUUUCGCUCUUCAGCAAGAUGCCUCCCUCCAAGCCUAAGCCCACUAUUUUCUAUGCACGCGAUAAGUCCCCCGUGGAGGAGCACAACGGGCCUCGUGCUAGUAUUGAGGGAGGUGGUGGAGAAGAGGAAGAAGAGCUCAUGCUAAAGGUUGUGUCUGACCUCGUGGACUAUGCGAGUUCCGAAGAGGAAGUCGAUUCCCCGGAGCCUGAGAAAACCGAACAAGACUCCAAGCCUGAGAAGCGCUCUCUAUCUCCGGAAGACGAGAGCGAUGAAGAAGCCGCAGAUACAAAAGCAGCCCCUCCAGCCAAGCGCCAGCGUCGCUCGCGAGUGAACGGUUCAGUUCCACCUCGUCGCUCUAAGCGCGUCGCAUCCACUGCUAGCCUUCAGGAUGAGAAUACCUCUGGCGUGGAGAAGGAGAAGCCCGUUGCUGGAAAGAGGGGUCGUGGCCGUCCUCCAACCAAGAACAGAAUGACCAAGACUGAAACAGUGUCAGAGAGAAGCCCUCCUGCCAGAAAGAAGGCUACGCGUGGCGAGUCUACUACCGAAUGGGAGGUUGAGAAAAUCAUUGAUUCUCAGGUUGACGCUGAUUCCAAGGUACUCUACUACCAGGUCAAGUGGAAGGGGUUUGGCAACAAGGAGAACACCUGGGAGCCAAAGAAGAAUCUGGGUAAAUGCGGCAAGCUCAUCAAGGAUUUUGAGAAGGGUCAGUGA